Molecule: messenger RNA, 758 nt
Organism: Rhagoletis pomonella (apple maggot)
Lineage: Eukaryota; Metazoa; Arthropoda; Insecta; Diptera; Tephritidae
Source: RefSeq, a predicted model, not a curated record
UUGCACGAGUAGCUGAUCAGGUGUUCUUGAAAUAUUUAUCCAAAUAUGGAAGAAUUUUAGUCUCCAAAAGCCAAACACCCUCAGUGAAAGCUAAAAAACAAGAAGCGACUAAGCUUAUUUCCCGUCAUCUUUUAAUUGACAAGGGUAUUGAGUAUACGCCGCAGCAGGUCAGCAAAAAGGUUCAGAACUUGAAAGCUAAGCUUAAAGCAAAAACAGACGUCAACCGAACAGGAAAUCGCAAGAUCAAUCUAAGCGAUGGUGAAAAAAUAUUGGCGGAUAUCAUGAACGCUAAAGAUAAUCCAGCAAUAAACCCUAUAAAAUGUGGCAUAGCUAUUGCUAAUAAAACUAUUGGUUAGUCGGGUGAAGAAGAUUUCCAAAAAGAGAUAUCCGAUGAAGACAGCGUUUCUAAUUCGCCUAAGGAUUUUCCAACAUCUUCACGUAAGCGGUCCUAUCUUCAAUCAUCUGAUGCGAAAAUACCGGAAAAGGUUCGUUGACAUUAGUUGUUUGCAUAGAUACCUCUGCCUCGAUCCUUUCCAUAUAAACAUAUUUUAAAGAUUCUAGAAAGGUUGGAAACUGAUGAAACGAGAGGGUUGUCCAAUGUGCUUCUACAAAGGCUUGUUCUAUUGCGUCAAUUACAAGUGUUCGCAAGAAAAGAAGAGCUCAUGGAAGAACAGCUCAAGGUAGCAAAAGCUUCGCACGCAGAAAUACGCUAAGGGACAUUUUCUCCUGCAACCUUUAACUUUAAAGCACACCUUAUA